Messenger RNA from Medioppia subpectinata, 468 nucleotides. NCBI's taxonomy places the organism in Eukaryota, Metazoa, Arthropoda, Arachnida, Sarcoptiformes, Oppiidae. The record is from the annotation of a GenBank genome assembly.
ACAAUAGAUGUGUUGAACGUAAGUAUUGACCAGUUUUUGGGUAUACCUUAUGCCGAACCACCCGUCGGGAGACUCCGGUUCGCCAAACCUGAACCCAUCAAAACACCCAAACCGGAUAUUAUUGACGCGACAAUACUUAAAAACGCUUGUAUGCAAAAUCCGUCGCCAUAUUUCCCAAAUAUAACUCUAAGUGAAGACUGUUUGGUAUUAAACAUAUGGACACCAAAUGCGGGCAAUAAUAACACAAACAAAUCACAGCUCAAACCCAUUAUGUUUCACAUACACGGCGGCGGUUUAGCGUCGGGUUCAAUAUUUGAACAAUAUCUAUCGACUAAUGUGUUGGCCACUCGUGAUGUGGUAUUUGUCUCAACAGCUUAUAGAUUAGGACAGUUGGGCUUUCUAUACGGGGAUCGGGAGGACGCGCCCGGAAAUGUCGGACUCUAUGACCAGUUAUUGGCUCUCAAAUGG